UUUGUGGGUGGGAGGACAGAGCAUGCAGCUGGAGCUCCCCAGCAGCAGAAGAAAGAGCAGGGGCAGAGGAGACUGCAGAUCCAGCCAGCGAGCACAGCCUGUCCUUUCAUCCCUGCCUGCACCUGCCUUGGCUGAGGGUGCCCCUGCUUGCAGGCUCCGCUCCCCGGGACCCACCGGAGCCAUGGGGGCUGUUGGCGUUCUGGGCUGGCUGCUACCGCCGCUGCUGCUGCUGCAGGUGGUGCCCCAGGCUGCAGGUGCCCGGCCCUGCAGCCCCAAGUACUUCGGCCGCGAUGCCAUGGUGUGUGUCUGCAACGCCACGUACUGCGACACGCUGGACCCCGUGGUCCUGCCGGCCCUGGGCACCUACAUCAAGUAUGAGAGCAGCAAGGCUGGCAAGCGGCUGGAGCGCAGCGAGGGGAGCUUCCAGAGCAGCCUGCACACCCCAGAGCUGCUGCUGACGCUCAACAUCUCCACACUGUACCAGCACGUGAAGGGCUUCGGCGGGUCCCUCUCUGAUGCUGCUGCCCUGAACAUCCUGGGGCUGUCGCAGCCAGCCCAGGACAACCUGCUGCGCUCAUACUUCUCUGAGAGUGGAAUUGAGUACAACCUCAUCCGGCUCCCCAUGGCUUGCAGCGACUUCUCCGUGCGCCCAUACAGCUACGACGACAUCCCCCACGACUAUGAGCUGAAGCACUUCAGACUGGCCGAGGAGGACGUGAAGAUGAAGAUCCCCCUCCUGCAUCGAGCCUCAGCCAUGAGCAGGCGGCUGCUGUCACUGUAUGCCAGCCCCUGGACCUCCCCAGCCUGGAUGAAGAGUAACGGGGACAUCCGUGGGAAGGGCACGCUGAAGGGGCAGGCAGGGGACAAGUACCACAAGACCUGGGCCAACUACUUCAUCAAGUUCCUGGACGAAUACGCCAAACACAACCUGACCUUCUGGGCAAUGACGGCACAGAACGAGCCCCUUGCAGCACUCCUCGCGCCCCCCCAGUUCCCCACCAUCGCCUUCACUGCCGCACAGCAGCGGGACUUCAUCAUCCGUGACCUGGGCCCCGCGCUGGCCCGCAGCCCCCACCGCACCCGGCUCAUGAUCCUGGACGACCAGCGCCUCCAUCUCCUGCGCUGGGCCAAAGUGGUCCUGGGCAAUGCCACCGCUGCCCGCUAUGUUGCUGGCGUGGGGGUUCACUGGUACCUGGAUGGCCUCGUCCCAGCCAGCUGCAGCCUGGAGGCGACCCACAAGCUCUUUCCUGACCAUUUUCUCCUCUACACGGAGGCCUGCAGUGGCUUCCUCACCAGCCGGUUCUCUGUGUCCCUGGGCUGCUGGGAGCGAGGGAACCACUACAGCCACAGCAUCCUGACGGUACUGAACCACUUUGUGGCCGGCUGGACUGACUGGAACCUGGCCCUGGACCUAGAGGGGGGCCCCAACUGGGUCAAGAACUAUGUGGACAGCCCCAUCAUUGUGGACAGCAGCAAGAAUGUCUUCUACAAGCAGCCCAUGUUCUACCACCUGGGGCACUUCAGCAAGUUCAUCCCCGAGGGCUCGCAGCGUGUGGGGCUACACAUCAGCCACCGAUAUCUCUCCUGUCAGCUGGAGCACGUGGCCAUCCUGCGCCCCGACAGGGCUCUUGUCCUGGUGGUCCUUAACAGGUUUGGCUGGGACGUGCCGUUCGGGAUCCGAGACCCUGCUGUUGGUUUCAUCAAGACUGUGGCUCCAGCCAACUCCAUCCAGACCUACCUGUGGCGCCAGCAGUGA
Molecule: messenger RNA, 1756 nt
Organism: Haliaeetus leucocephalus (bald eagle)
Lineage: Eukaryota; Metazoa; Chordata; Aves; Accipitriformes; Accipitridae
Product: glucosylceramidase-like
Exons: 10
Coding region: 23-1756 (577 amino acids)
Biological process (GO): glucosylceramide catabolic process
Molecular function (GO): glucosylceramidase activity
Source: RefSeq, a predicted model, not a curated record